UUUGUUUCAAGUUCAAUCCUUUUCACACUCACUCACAUUCUACAUUUCUACUUACAUCUCAAACCUUUUUGGAAAAAAAAAAAAAAGGUACUAAACGUACUUGUAAUCAUGUGUAUGGCGUCAGUUUCUGUUUCCAAGGCUGAAAAAGAGUCAAUUUUCUCAAGAUUACGGAAUAUGUUUCAUCUCAGAAGGAAGGAAGAGGAGAAGAAGUUAACGACAACAAAAACAACAACGAUACCUACCACUACUGAUCGUCAUUCGACGAGUAGUAGUGGUAGUGGUAGUAAUAAUAAUAGCGAGUUAGGGAGAGUAUUUAGGUACUUUGACGAGGAUGGAGAUGGAAAGGUGUCACCAGCGGAGCUAAGGAGGUGCAUGAAGGCGGUAGGAGGCGAGCUGUCAGUGGAGGAGGCUGAGAUGGCGGUGAGGCUGUCGGAUUCUGACGGGGAUGGGUUGUUAGGAUUGGAGGAUUUUACAAAGCUAAUGGAAGAAGAGAGGAAUAAGGAGAGUGAAUUGAUUGGAGCAUUUGAAAUGUAUGAAAUGGAAGGGAGUGGAGGGUACAUUACUCCUAAGAGCUUGAAGAGGAUGUUGAGUCGACUUGGUGAGUCAACUUCCAUUGAUAAGUGCAAGGAUAUGAUUAGGAGAUUUGAUCUCAAUGGAGAUGGAGUUCUUAGCUUUGAUGAGUUCAAAGUUAUGAUGACAACUUAGAAGAGUUCAGAGAGAAACAAUGCUGUAAUAUAUGAUUCUUGGUCUCAUCAAAUAAUUCCUAAUUAAUGUUUAUCAUUGAGAUUUUUCAUUCUAUUUCAUUCUAUAGAUUCAUAAUUGUAAAGAAUUUCUUGGUUUUUCAUUCUGUAGAUUCACAAUUUAUGUUGCCUAUUGAAAAGUCCGGCUUUGUAUUAUCAAAUUCUCCGAGCUUUUUUCGAAAAAAAUAACUUGGAGGUUUUAUCUUAA
This is a messenger RNA of Lycium ferocissimum, 948 nucleotides long. Its product is annotated as putative calcium-binding protein CML19. Bases 109 to 705 code for a protein of 198 amino acids. Gene Ontology annotation, molecular function: calcium ion binding; enzyme regulator activity. Lineage: Eukaryota; Viridiplantae; Streptophyta; Magnoliopsida; Solanales; Solanaceae. The record is from RefSeq and is a predicted model, not a curated record. The transcript has a single exon.